UGCUAGAUUCAGCAGCUCAAGCCCGACCAACUCUCCACACGGGCCGUCAUUGUAGAAUCUAAUACCGAAUUGAAUAGUUCUUUUUGGCUGGACACUGGGGUGACGCAAAAGUGAGAGCCACAAUCACGGAAGCAUCCGGGUACUAGGCCAGCCCUCAGUAUGUCUGUCCCUGUGAGCUGCUACUCUGUCGAUAGCAUGAACAACAUCGACCAGCAGCCCAUCGGCAUCGGCGGCCACGGUCUACACACGUCCACCUCCAACCAUCUGAUGAUGAUGGAGGAUGACGAUGACCGCCGGCCAAUGAUGAGGAUGAGCCCACCGACAACCGUUCAUGCGCACGGCCAGACGAUGCAUCACGAUCAGCGGAUGUUGUCAGAGGAGGGCCGGCUUGGGACACCGGAUGCUGCUGAUGGAGUUCUGUUGGCGUCGCACGACUGUCGCCGCGGUGGCACCACUGUCACCGGCAGCGGCUCCAUGCACUCAUCGGGCCCGGGCAGCGAAAGCACCAGCUAUCACUACCCGCCGCAUCAUCACCACCACCAUCACCACCGAAACCACCCGAUGAUGAUGGAUACCGCCGCGGACGGCACGGCAUGCGCCAAUCAUGACGAUGGCCAGGACUUAGUCGGAGCUGCCGGGGCAGCGGCAGCGGCUAAGUGCACCUCACCACAUAAGCACACCACCAACACUGCAUCAUCUUCAUCACCAUCAUCGGCACCAUCAGCAACAUGUAACAGCACCAUCACCGGAGCAGCAGCAGCACCAGCACCAGCAAUGCCAGCGCAGACAUUCGAGGAGAUGAUGGCUAAGCUGAGUGAACUGCUUGCCCUGGAACCGAAGUACCAACCCAACCUUUACCUGCCGCAACAAUCAGUCAAUGGCGAAAUCACGAUCGGCACCCGCGAUGGAGCUGCCCAUGUGCUGCGCUGCCUGAAGGUUUGGUACGAGCUACCGAACGAUGUCCUGUUCGCUGCCAUUAACUUGGUUGAUCGCUUCCUGACCAAGAUGAAGGUCCGCCCGAAGCAUAUGGCGUGCAUUUCGGUCAGUUCCUUCCAUCUGGCAGUGCAGCAGCUCAGCAUGCCGAUCAUCGACACCGAGGAUCUAAUUGCAAUUUCGCAGUGUCGUUGCACGUCUCGCGAUCUGGUGCGAAUGGCGGACAUUGUCGCCAACAAGCUGGGCGUUCAGAUGAAUCUGGCCCCGGUAACGGCGCUUUCGUUCAUCCGGCUGUUUUACUACAUCUUUGAGAAGGCUGCAAAUGCGCUCGGGCUGUCUGAAAUCUUCAAAUCAGCCAUCUCACUAGCCGAUCUGGAAAUGCGGCUCGAAAUCUUGGCGUGCGACGCUAGCUGCGCUAGCAUUCGCCCGUCCGAGUUGGCGCUCGUGAUGAUCUUCACCCAGAUGGAUGUGUACGUUAGCGCGAACAAGGACAACGGUCUGGUACAUCAACAGAUUCACGAUCUCGUUGACUACGCCAUCCAGCUGCAGAAAUUCUGUCGAAUCCCAGACAGCAGCUUCCUUUACAGUCACAGUAUUGUGACGAAGAUUCUUUCGCUUUACAACGGGCAGCAUAAGAUCCCGUACAAGCAGCGGCUAGUAUGGAAACUUUCAUCCCGUACUAUGCGUGUGCUGCGUCCCACUGACAAGUUGACCUCCUAUUUGCCAACGAUUGCCGAACAUCAUCAUACCCAUGGUCACAUGAGCAACAACAAUCUUAGAUUCAGAACUGGCAGCGUAAGCUCCGAAGACGAUGGAGAAGAUUGGCCAACAUCGCCGAUCGUAGCCGUUUGUGAACAGUUCGUUGACGAGUAA
Anopheles marshallii is the source of this 1806-nucleotide messenger RNA. RefSeq names its product cyclin G (gene CycG). Gene Ontology annotation, cellular component: cyclin-dependent protein kinase holoenzyme complex; cytoplasm; nucleus. Bases 160 to 1806 code for a protein of 548 amino acids. Gene Ontology annotation, molecular function: cyclin-dependent protein serine/threonine kinase regulator activity. The record is from RefSeq and is a predicted model, not a curated record. The transcript has 6 exons. Gene Ontology annotation, biological process: regulation of cyclin-dependent protein serine/threonine kinase activity; mitotic cell cycle phase transition. Lineage: Eukaryota; Metazoa; Arthropoda; Insecta; Diptera; Culicidae.